Molecule: messenger RNA, 453 nt
Organism: Paramecium octaurelia
Lineage: Eukaryota; Ciliophora; Oligohymenophorea; Peniculida; Parameciidae
Source: the annotation of a GenBank genome assembly
AUGAAAGAGUCUAAACGAAAAAAUUUACAUUAAACAUUUGGAAAGGCUGAUCGCUUUCCAAAAUAGCAGUUCUUCUGCGAAAACUUUGUCAUCAGUGAGCCUAGUCAAAUAAAAAGAUUUCCAGGCCCUAGCUUCCCAAAAGGUUAACGAAUUGCCUUCCAUCGGAACUAACAAACUCCAGGACCUGGAAACUAUAAUAUCUGCGACGUGAAAGUAAUUAGGGGCCAACUUGAAAAACCUUAUAAAGUGAACAAGGAAUUUUUAGAUUAUAUGAAUUCAAGACCCAAGUCUGUUUAACAUAGCAAUCCAGGACCGGGUACAUACGAAUUAGGUUCCACUUUACAAAGUAGGGGAAUAUCAUUCACUAGAUCAAGAAUUGCUAGUGUGAGAAUUGCGUAAUCUCCUGGGCCUGGAUAAUACACAAUUAGUAGGCCAAUUUCUAGAGUUUAGUGA